AUGAGCAUAGUUACAGUCAUUGUUGGAAUAUUACUACUGAUUCUUGUUAUACCACUUGCAUUAUACACCGUUGGAUUUUGUUUACCCUCAGAGCAUAUUGUUACCCGUACAAUAAAGUACAGUACGACCGCAGAAAUAUUAUGGGCUAUUUUAACUAGUGUCGAAGAUUACCCUGCUUGGCGCUCUCAUGUGGAUCAAAUUCAUGUUGACGACGAAGAAAACGAACUGAACAAAUAUGAAGAAACGACUAGAACCACAUUUAUUGAAUUCGACAUACAAAAAGAUAAACGAACGAUUGUGACCCAUAUCGAACAGGAACCUGAAAGAAAGCUGCUGAGAGUAUUAGAAGAAAAGUCCAAUUUUGGCUCUUCAUCCAUCUUUACAGGCUCCUGGACCUUGACGAUUGAGCCAGUACAAGGCGAAAGAGCAGUGACACUCAAGGUCACAGAGCAAGGAUAUAUAAAGAAACCGAUGGUCAGAGUAUCACAUAAACUUCUCUUUGGAUACCAUCGACGUAUAGAUCGAUUUUUGAAAGACUUGGGCAAAGAAAUUGAAUUGGGCAUACUGGAGCCAAAAGAAGAAGAUGAAGAAGAACAGACGAUAGAACAAGAGUUGCAGCGAGUGAGUGAAGAGCCAUUGGAAGAAGAAGCCCAAAGCAGUGAGCAUGAAAGAUUGGGACAUCAUAAGUGA
This is a messenger RNA of Rhizopus microsporus ATCC 52813, 690 nucleotides long. RefSeq lists its product as uncharacterized. The coding region runs from base 1 to 690 and encodes 229 amino acids. The record is from RefSeq and is a predicted model, not a curated record. Lineage: Eukaryota; Fungi; Mucoromycota; Mucoromycetes; Mucorales; Rhizopodaceae. The transcript has 2 exons.